UUUAGAGCGAUAGAGAAACUGUUCAACAGUCGUUAGGUUAGACGUGGGAAGAGGAAGACAAAUGAAAAUGCACAUUUCGGCGGUGGUGAUAUUAACAGGUUGGAUGAUAAUUGGAUGCAGCACAACUGAUGCUCCACCAACUACAGCUGCAACUACAGAUGCUAUGGCAGUUAAAGAUUCACAAGCUACAACAUCACUUUUAGCUACAACAGUUUCUCCAGUAACCGAAACAUCAGGUGGUGCCACUGAGGAACAAAAAACAACAGCUUCUUCAACAAUUUUGACCAGUACAAGUGAAACAACAACCCCACUUACAACACUUACUUUCACCUUGAGCAAAUCUACAAUUGAUCAGAUAACUUCUAGUGGUAGCGAGUCUACAACAGAUCAGACAUCCUCUACUGUUUAUCCUAAUUCUCCAACAACUUUAACUUCCACCUCGAGUGCUACAAAUGACUCUACAACAAAUCAAACAACCCCUAGUGUUAAUGCUACUUCUCCAGCAACUGAGCUCACCAGCGUAGCCCACAACGAGACUGAAGAAUCGACCACAGGCACAUCAGGUUUGGUGACUGAAAGUGAACCAACAACAUCCUCUUCAGAGAGUUAUACUACUUCAGAAAAAACAACUAUGGGCAGCACAAAACCAGUUACUACUAGUGCCAAAAGUACACCUAGUACCAAAACUACAACUACGAUAGUUACUGCGACCACUAAACCAGUGCUCUCUACUACAGUAUUAAUAACGUCAACUACAAAACCGUUUACAGCCACGACUCCAAACCAGAAUACUGCUGAGCAAAAUAAGAAUGACCCAGCAGCCCUGAGCUCAGGAAGUGUCGCUGCUAUCGUAAUUGGCUUUCUUGCCAUCGUACUAAUCGUACUUGUUGGGGCGUAUUAUUUUAAAAUGAGACGUUCCUCUUAUGGACGUCUUUUGGAUGAUGGUGAACACGGCUCUGUGGGGAAUUUUCUGAACCCAAUGUUUGAUGGCUAAAUCAGGAAGUGCUUCCUUUCUGAAGAACAACCUACACCUCAGUGUUUAACCAUGAACAUGGUUACAUCAGAUUCUGUAUUUUGGCCCCAAGAUUAUCACUUAAGUCUAAGCAUAAAUGAUAAACUGACCUGAAUUAUCAAGAGGUUGUAAAACGUAGGCAAGACUUUCUGUAAAUGAGGAUAUUUCUGUGGAAGCCUGUUCUUGUUGAUCUUGGAAUUUAAUUGCAUUGCAAAUGCAUUUGCUAUUUAAAGGAAUAGUUCACCCAAAAAUGAAAAUUGUCCCAUAAUUUACUCACCCUCAAGCCAUUCUCAGUGUAUUAUGACUUUUUUUAUGUCAGACAAACACAGUCGGAGUACUUUUCAAUUUAAUCUGGGCUCUUUUAUGCCUUAUAAUGGCGUUGGAUAGUGGCUUUUAUUUUGAAGCUUUCAAAAGCUAAAUAAAUCUGUCUACUUCUUACCCAUACGUGCCAAAAGGAUAACAUAUGCGAAUCAAUGUUUUUUGUUAAAAAAAUAUCUAAUUUUAAAACUUGCCAAAUGCACAUCUGACGUAAAAUUGAAAAAAAAAAAAUUCUAUUUACACAAUGUGGCUAUUGACGUUAAAAUAGCACCUUCAUUGGACUCCAACUAGUGUAUAUCUUUUUAACUUAAAUAUAUUGCAAAUGAAAUUAAUAAACCCACAAUUUUGAGAAAAGUCCAAUUUGUAAGAUACUUAAAAUAUUAGUUCUGUCAUGACAACUCGCUGAAAGAUUUAUUAUAGUAUCGAAUACGUAUGUGGCAGUGUUGAUGUGUUUGGUCUUGGUGGAAUAGAUCUGUUACACUGCUGCUGCUGUUUGAUUAAUGGUGCAGAGCAAGUACUGAGACUUGCUAAUGCCAGUUUGUUCACAGACAUGCAGUCUGAGACUGCUGCUGCUGCAAACUGAACGCAUAAAAGCCCUAUAGCAAAUUUAUAAACAGGUGGAGCUGCGGUGGAAAAGGGAUCUGAAAACAAUCUGCGAAUUUCUGUCAAAAUUGACAUUGAGGUAUUUAUAUGUUGAGGAGCAUGUUCAUCGGCUACUGAGAAGACAGCAACCAAUCACUCGCAACAAGUAGUUGGAAGCAGAUUGGAUAGGAAUUAUCAGCCUGCACUCUCAAUAGAGUUUCAUGACAGAACUUUGUAUUUGUACAAGAGUGUCUUAAUAGUAGUACAAUUAGCGUUCUUAAAAAGUACUGGUCUAAAAAGUAGCAAUUACCUAUUUUUUAAUACAUUUUUAACAAACUUCAGUAGAUUUCAGUUUUGAUGAAUGGAACACUGUGAUGUAGGGGUGUGUGUCCAUCAAAGUGUUUUUUGCGCUGCAGAAGCAUGAGCACUGUUCUAAAAACAAAUUUUUGCAGCUCAGUGUUUUUUCAGUCAGUUAUUAUUGGCCUGUUUCCACUUGGUGGUAGAGUACGGUGCGGUACGGGUCAGUAUGGGUCACCUUUAUCAGGCUUGUGUUUCCACUGCUAAAAGGGUACCAAUGGUACUCUUUUAGUCGGUGUGUAUGACAGAAAAUUUCAGUCAACAUCAUUCUUGCUCGAGAAAAUGUCAAAAGUAAAGUUGUAUGGGUCAUUCACAUAUCAUAUGAGAAGCACUUCUCACAAACAGAUGCUUUAUACACAUAAAUACUUGUGUAUAAAUGUUUAAUACUAACCUUUCUAUGAACAGGAUUUGAUUAUAACAGCAGAUCAAUGAAAUAGCCUACUGUAAUUACAAUUAAACUCUGUAAAUUAAAUAAAUCUUCAAUUACAUAAAAUAAACGCAACAUAUAUGAUUACAUAUAGUUCUUACAGUCUCUGAUAUGUUACCAAUUACAGAAAAACUAUACACAGCAUACAUUUAGUCCUCAUUUGGGUUUAAAAACAACACACAACAUAUUGUCCAGUCAGUGCAAACCUCUCAUCUGUAUCUUUAAUCUUCACCAGCACAUGUAACCUCUGUUAAAGAGUAAUUCCGUCAUUCAGAGUUCAUAAUAGUCCAAAAGGCGAUGAUAAUAAUUAAACAUGACAGUUUGUUCAUGUUUUAGGCUGCUGAAAGCAUCAUUUGUUCUUUUGUUUUUCUAGCUUCUACUUUGUUUUUUCACGCAGCACUUUCUCGUUUGUUAGUUUCUGACAGGAUCGAAUGUCAAAAGCACUUCAAUAAUCACGUACACGUUAUUAUCAUCAGCUCAAGAAGUUUGCUAUUUCAAAUAUAGAUGCGUGGCAAACUCAAGCGAGAAAGCGAAACCACUCGUUUGUUGAUGGCCUUGUAAAAACUACAGGGCACAUGGCAGAUUCUGCUCUUCUUCUUGGCUUUGUGGCUGUUCAUCAAGAUGACACCAAGGCUUAUUUGAACUUGGGUCGACCAUGGUUCAUUAUUAGAUGUGUGUAUAUAUAUAUAUAAUUAUUAUUAUUAAGGUGUAAUGUCUUUGCUGUGUAUUUAAAACAUGGCGGUUUCUUUGUUUUCAUUCUGGCUUUUUACACGAGCGAGUGACGAAACUGCCUUUUGGUACCCUUUUGUUGUGCUAGGUACCCUUUGCAGAGGGUACCUAAAAGCGUACCAAACCGAACCGCACCAUUUAGUGAUGGUACAGAGUAUCUCUGCUGUUCCACUAAAAGUUGAAAGUCUUAAGCAGAUUAUUUGUUGACAGUUGUGUGGUAUUGUCCCACUCCUCCUCCACUGUGAUUGGACAGCUAGAUCAAAAGUGACACUGAUGGGUGCUGCAUUUUUAAACCUAAAUCGUAAAAACACCCACUUCGAUACAUGCUUCGAUAUGAAGCAAUUGCUCAAAAAUGUGGCACUAUCAUUGACAACAAAAUAAAACAAUGCUCAGAUUGAGAGAAAAGACACUUUGGUGGACAUGCACCCUUAUGUCCUACAGAUGUAUUUGAUUAGUUUUUGAAAUGUAGUGUUUUUGGGUAAUUUUUGGUUAAUUAUUAAUUUUCUCUGUAGAUAAGCACAUUUUUUCAUUUCAUGAUAAUAUCUUUAAAUGUAAAUGGACUGCAUUAAUAACAUUAGCUAUCAUGUUUUGUAAAUCAAAGCCUCAUUUCUCCAACAGGCCAUGCAUUUAUUAUUGGUCUCUAAGACUGCCCUUAUCAUAUAGCAUAAUUACAGCUCUGCAUUCAACCUCCCACUAUUCAUCCAAUGACAGUCUCUGUUUUAACACCAAGACAUUUCUGUUGCCUUAACAAUAAGAUUCUUUUCCUCUUGUCAUUGUAAUAGCAGGGAUCCACAAACAGCCAGCAAUUAAGCAUUUAAACAGUCAAGACUGUUAUUAGAGUCUUAAAAAUAAGCCAUCAAAUGGAGGCACAUUAACAAAACAUCUGGUGUUUGAGAACGGCUUCAGUCUUGCUCCGUACAUUUAUUUGUGAAUGUUUAAAACCACUCUUGUUUCCCAACCUAGUUUCUGUAACCUGUUGAACAGCAAAUGCUGUUUCCUGUUUUUGCAAACGUUCUUGUUUCAAGAAUAUCAGAAACCACAGGAACAUUGUCUGAAUCACUGGUCUGAAGCAGCAGAAAUGAAUGAUUGUAAAACUGUCAAUGUGUUUGUAAAUUUAGAUUAUUAAAAUUCAUUAAUUUAUUGUAUGUAUAUAUAAUUGAUUUUUAUGUUGUGCAUGCUAUAUUACACAGAAUUCUUGUUAAAAAUCUAAACCUUUCUUGUGCUGUACUCUUUCCUGUGUUAAUAAUUCUUCUGUCAAUAAAUACGGUGCACAUUUUAAGGUCUUAGCUCACACACACAUACUUGAUAUAUAAUAGCUUAUAGGUAAUUUUUUUUUGUUCAAAGAUGUUCCAAUUUUCAUGUAAAGAUCAUACACCAUUUUAUGUGCCAUCUCAGAUAUGACUGACCUAAAUGAUCAAAAAACUGACCUCAUUUCACUGGAGUACAAACAACCAUGAUGUACUGAAUACACAUUCACAUAUUCAAAACAUAACAUUUACUUAAAUGGGACGCUGAACGCUGAAUUCUGAUAGGCUAAGAAUUAUUCUGUGCUGUAUAAUUUGCAAAUGGCAGUUUUUAAACAAAACAGCUCAAAUAGUUUCAGGCAGUUCUCCACUGUAUCAUCAUUUUAUCAUUAAAUAAAUCAAUACUGUACAUGGCAUUUCUGACUUUUAACAAUGCUACUGAAGCAGUUAAAAUUAAUGGAGAUGCUGGUGCUGCUGCCAAACCGUUAAGAGACAACCUCAGUUCACACAGGCUUAAUCUAAUAUUAAUUACAUUUUUCUAAUGAUUGAUGACAAAUUUUGAUGUUGGCUUGUCAAAGCUACAUGAAUUAGCAUAUUGAUACAUUGAACAUGUUGCUAACAUGUCUUUACUAUUUUAGCAUGAUUUGGAAUGUUUCUGUUAUUUUAUUGCUAGCAUGUGUUGCUAGCAUGUUUCUGAAGUGAAUUAGCAUGUUUUUGCAUUAGCAUGUUUCUGCAUGUUGACAUCAUGUAGCUACCGUUAGCAUGUUUAUAUUAUGCUUCUUUCCAAAGAUAGCAAAUUGUGAGCGUGAGUUGUCUUGUUUAACAAUGCUGAUAGAAUGAAUAAGCAUUAGGCUAUGUUUUAUGCUAGCUAAGAUUUGCUUUAUAGCAAGAUAGAAUAAUGAAGGUUUUAAGAUCUGCAGUGGUUGUAGGUUAUAUGCAUUAAUAUGUUAUCUUGAAAUAAAACAGAACAUAAAAAUAA
This is a messenger RNA of Danio aesculapii, 5648 nucleotides long. It is a transcript of the gene parm1, whose product is annotated as prostate androgen-regulated mucin-like protein 1. Lineage: Eukaryota; Metazoa; Chordata; Actinopteri; Cypriniformes; Danionidae. Gene Ontology annotation, cellular component: early endosome; late endosome; plasma membrane. Bases 62 to 994 code for a protein of 310 amino acids. The transcript is spliced from 4 exons. The record is from RefSeq and is a predicted model, not a curated record.